UUUCAUCAAAAACUGACAACACAGUAAACGUCAGUUGACUUCGUCUAAUAAGAAAUCCGACUAUAUGUACAAAUGCAAUUUGAAUUUUUUUUAUUCAAUUUAAAUUUUAAAUAAGCAGCCCUAUAUAGAUAGUGAAACCCUCUCGAAAAGUGGAAAAACUAAAAAAAACCCUGCGUAUUUCUAAACUAUUGUAAAGUGAGGUAAACUAAUAUCAUGCAAAAUUUAACAUGUCUCUUGUAAAUUAACAGGUCGAGUGAAAACUGAAAUUGCGACAAUGUUGGGACAUAAAAUUAAUCCAAACAAAAUAAAAAACGUGUGUACACUAUUACGAAGAGUAAACACUUUAAAACACCUGUGUAACAACAAUAGAACAAUUAACUCAUUUAUUAAACGAAAUGAAAAUGUAACCUCUAAUAUACCGUUUUGCCGACGCGCACAUAAUAUUAAAAAUAAACAUAAAAUUGACGAUGGACGAUUAAUAAUUAAUGGAUUCACGAUUAGAACUCAUACAUGCGGAGAAUUGAGACCUAAGAAUGUCGGUGAAAGAGUCGUCAUAUGCGGCUGGGUGCAGUAUUCACGUCUGUCCAAAUUUUUACUGCUUCGAGACGCCUAUGGACUCACACAAUGCAUUGUUGGUAGUGACGAUACUGAUUUAUCCAGCUUACAACUAGAAUCUGUAGUACAAAUUGAAGGCAUGGUUUCCAUAAGGCCCAGAGACACAGUGAACCAUGAAAUGGCUACCGGUGAAAUUGAGGUCACCAUAAUAAAGUUAAAAGUUUUAAAUCCAUCAGAAAAAGUAGCAUUCAACUUAAGAAACUAUCAGAAACCAAAAGAACAAUUGAGAAUGCAACAUCGAUACAUUGCUUUAAGAUUUCCCGAGAUGCAAAAUAAUUUAAGAACUAGAUCACAGAUGCUGCAUAAGAUGCGGAGAUUUCUAGUGGAAAAUUAUGGGUUUAUCGAAGUUGAGACUCCGACACUUUUCUGCAGGACACCAGGUGGUGCUAGAGAAUUUGUUGUCCCCACUCGUCAUAAAGGAUUGUUCUAUUCUUUAGUCCAAAGUCCUCAACAAUUCAAACAAAUGCUUAUGUCUGGUGGAAUAGACCGGUAUUUCCAAGUAGCCAGGUGCUACAGAGACGAGACCACUCGUCCAGACCGUCAACCAGAAUUUACUCAGUUGGAUAUUGAACUAUCUUUUACCACUCUAGAAGGAGUUCUAACAUUGAUUGAAGAGAUGCUAUAUGAUACUUUUACGAAACCAUUACCAAGACCUCCAUUUAAUAGAAUUACAUAUAAAGAAGCACUGGAAAAUUAUGGAAGUGAUAAACCAAAUUUACUGUAUGAUUUGAAAUUUAUAAACAUCAAACAUUUAUUUGACAAAAAAGAAAAUGACAACUUUGGUGCUUUCCUGCUGCCUUACCCCAGUGAGAUGGGGAAGCUUACCACCAAAUAUAAAGAGAAAGUAAAGGAUAUAGCAAAAAAAUAUAAUGCAAAGGUUGUGUUUAAUGAAAAUAUAUCAAAGGAAUAUACAAGUGAUCUACAAGAGAGAAUACAAGAUGCCAUUGGUCAGAAUCGUGCUGCAAUUAUAUCUAUAAGUGAAGACACCGAAAAUGCCUGCCUAUGUUUAGGAGAAAUUAAAGAUAUGAUAAUAUCAGUAUUGAAAUCUAAGGAGCUGCUAAAAGUUAAUGACAAUGUUGCACCUCUGUGGGUGAUCGACUUCCCGUUAUUUGUGAAAGGGGAUGAUGGACUUCAACCAUGCCAUCAUCCCUUUACAGCGCCUCAUCCGGAUGACCUACAUUUAUUAGAAACGGAGCCAUUGAAAGUUCGGUCAUUAGCAUAUGAUUUAGUGAUGAAUGGUAAUGAAAUAGGAGGUGGUUCAGUCCGAAUACACAGUCCGCAUUUACAAGUUAAAAUUAUGAAGAUGUUGAACAUAGAUCCAGAGAAAUUGAGGCAUUUUGUGAAUGCAUUAAGUAGUGGCUGUCCUCCUCAUGCCGGCAUUGCUCUUGGUAUUGACAGGCUAAUGGCAAUUGUCUGUGAUGCAGAGUCUAUAAGAGACGUGAUUGCAUUCCCCAAGUCUCAUGAUGGCCGUGACCCUCUGUCAGGUGCACCUAAUGUUUUAUCACAUAGUGAUAGAAAUUAUUAUCAUUUAAAUCAUAUUAAAUGAAAGAUUAAUAUUAUAAAUGUUUUUUAUAAGAUAUACAUGUGUAGAUAUUAAAUACCCACACAAAGACCAAACAAACCUGUUUGUCACACGAAGAUUUACCAGAUGUGGGAAUUGAACCCAGUCGGCAACUAGGUCUGGCAUUCAACAGUGCUAACCACUACACCGACACGAGUCAGGUAAAUGAGAAAAUGCCAAAAGUGAAAAAUGUUAAUUAGAUGAAGUAGAUGUAAUAUGAAUUAAAUGAAUCAAACAUAAUUGAAUACAAUAUCGAAAAGUAUUUUUAAUAUGCUUUUAUUAGCUUCAGACGUAUGUAUGUUAGUAUUGUAACAGAAUCUUUGAACAUGAUUUUGACCCCCUUCAAAACGUCGGAUUAACUCAAAAUUUGGUAUACUUAUUAAGGAUGAUGACAAUACAAUAUUUAAAAAAAAUUUGAAAAAGUUGAAAUUCAACUAAAAAAUUAAAAUUAAAUAUGUAAUAGUUAAAAACUAAAAAAUACGCUUUUAUAGAAAAUUCAACAAAAUAAUGGAAAAUAAAUAAUAGUUUAAAAAAACUAAAAAAAUGUGUUUCAGGAUAUUACCAAAAACUAUUUUUUAUUUUGUAGCCCUUAACUGGGUAAACGUGCUUAGACCCCAAAUGUUGUUAAGUGAUAAUUGAAUGUUAUAAACACAACAUAAAUAGAGGUGGCGUCAAACUAGAUGUUUAUCAUUCUACCUUUAAAACCGAAAUGUUAUAGUUCGUAUUGUGUUGCUCUAUUUUUUAUAUUUUUUGUUUGUAAACUAAAUCAGAAAUUUCUCUUCGUAUCCAUUGUUCACUUUCUACACGGAAUAGAUAAAUAAGGUAUCUUAUUUAUCUAUUCUGUGAUUUUCUACCUAUAUUAUGUGAUUUUGAUGGUGGAAACUUAUUUGAUUAUUGUUUAAGCUAUUUUUUAAUAUAUGUUUGUUUUAUACUGUUGGUUUCCCAAAUAAAUAAAUAUAAAUAAA
This is a messenger RNA of Bombyx mori (domestic silkworm), 3141 nucleotides long. It is a transcript of the gene AspRS-m, whose product is annotated as aspartate--tRNA ligase, mitochondrial. NCBI's taxonomy places the organism in Eukaryota, Metazoa, Arthropoda, Insecta, Lepidoptera, Bombycidae. Gene Ontology annotation, biological process: aspartyl-tRNA aminoacylation. Gene Ontology annotation, molecular function: aspartate-tRNA ligase activity; ATP binding. The transcript has a single exon. The coding region runs from base 275 to 2161 and encodes 628 amino acids. Gene Ontology annotation, cellular component: cytoplasm. The record is from RefSeq and is a predicted model, not a curated record.